Hypanus sabinus (Atlantic stingray) is the source of this 1272-nucleotide messenger RNA. Its product is annotated as G-protein coupled receptor 83-like. Gene Ontology annotation, biological process: neuropeptide signaling pathway. The record is from RefSeq and is a predicted model, not a curated record. NCBI's taxonomy places the organism in Eukaryota, Metazoa, Chordata, Chondrichthyes, Myliobatiformes, Dasyatidae. Gene Ontology annotation, cellular component: membrane. The transcript has 4 exons. Gene Ontology annotation, molecular function: neuropeptide Y receptor activity. The coding region runs from base 1 to 1272 and encodes 423 amino acids.
AUGAGCCGUUAUCUGUGGCUUCCCUUGUCCUAUGUAACCAACUCCGUCCGCAAGAACGGUGAAGAGGUCAAUGGCAGCGACUUCUUCUUGGCACUAUAUGGCCUCUCCAACACCACUUCCUUCUUCAGCUGGGGCAACCUGACCAUUGAAGACUGGGGCAUCUUCAACAAUCAUACCAAGUAUGAAGCCGAGUCCAAGAACCCGACUGUGAAGGCGCUGUUGAUUGUGGCUUACUCAGUCAUCAUUGUCAUCUCACUCUUCGGCAAUGUCCUCGUCUGCCAGGUGGUGAUAAAAAACAAGCGGAUGCAUUCCGCAACCAGCCUCUUCAUAGCUAACCUGGCCGUAGCAGAUAUUAUGAUCACCCUUCUCAACACCCCCUUCACACUGGUCCGUUUUGUGAAUAGCAACUGGGUGUUCGGCAAGUUGAUGUGUCAUGUUAGUCGCUUUGCUCAGUACUGUUCUGUGCACGUUUCUGUCCUGACCCUCACUGCUAUUGCUCUGGACCGGCACCAGGUUAUCAUGCAUCCCUUGAAGCCGAGGAUGUCUAAGGCUAAAGGAGUCCUCUGCAUCAUCAUCAUUUGGAUCAUGGCUACAGGUUUCUCUCUUCCACAUGCAAUCUACCAGAAGUUGUUUAAAGUUGAAUACAGGAAGGAGCGAGUGCGAAGCUUGUGUCUCCACAAUUUCCCACAGCCAGCAGAUUUGUAUUGGAAGUAUAUGGACUUGUCCACUUUUAUUCUCCUCUAUGUUCUGCCACUCCUGAUCAUAACCGUGGCAUACACUGCAGUGGCAAAGAAGCUGUGGUUGCGGAAUGCCAUUGGGGACAUCACUGUGGAGCAAUACUUUGCCCACAGACGUAAGAAAAAGAUGAUGCUGAAGAUGCUGAUGCUGGUGGUGGUGGUGUUUGCUGUCUGUUGGUUUCCCUUGAACUGCUACUUGGUGCUCAUCUCCAGCAAGGCCAUCAACACCAACAACGCCUUGUACUUCACCUUCCACUGGUUUGCCAUGAGCAGUACAUGUUACAACCCCUUCAUCUACUGCUGGCUGAACGCAAAUUUCCGAUCAGAAUUCAAAUCCUUGUUGAGUAUGUGCAGGAGGAGGAGGGCCACCCACGUGCAGCCACUUGCCUACAGCCCCCCUCCCUACAGGCAGGCAUGGAAUGAUGGGAGAAGCCACAAGAGGACCAGUGAAACUCGGAAUCCACGGUUUAGCACCAACACAAACUCCGCAAGGACUGAUAUUUCCAUUGUGGAACCCAUUGUGACAGUCGGUUAA